Punica granatum (pomegranate) is the source of this 1172-nucleotide messenger RNA. The record is from RefSeq and is a predicted model, not a curated record. NCBI's taxonomy places the organism in Eukaryota, Viridiplantae, Streptophyta, Magnoliopsida, Myrtales, Lythraceae.
GAUCCUCGAAAAGACAACUCUCUCUCUCUCUCUCGUACUUGAGAGUCAGUCCCUUUUACUUUCCCCUCCGUUCCGACAAACAUUUCUCCGAUGUCGGACUACGGGAACGCCAUGACCCUCUCUCAUCACCUGACAUCCGAAGACUCCGACUCCGACCACACCCUCGCCAGUGGCUCACCCGCCCCACGCCCGCUGUCCUCCAGGGCCUCCCAGCUCCAGGCCUCCGCCUCCGAGGGGCCGGGGUCGUCCUCGGCCACGAAAAAGCCGAGGGGGAGGCCCCCGGGGUCGAAGAACAAGCCGAAGCCGCCUCUCGUGAUCACCCGGGAGAGCGAGUCCGCCAUGAAGCCGGUGGUCCUCGAGAUCUCCGCGGGGUCCGACGUCAUCGAGAUGGUCACUAGCUUCGCCAGGCGGCGGCGCGUGGGGGUGACCCUCCUGAGCGGAACGGGGACGGUGUCGAACGUCACGCUCCGCCACCCCAUGUCGUCGAACUCCCACGCGCCGGGCUCCCUCAUCUCCCUACACGGGCCCUUCCACCUCCUCUCCCUCUGGGGCUCCUUCAUGGGCUUCAACACCAACGCCAAGACUGCCGCCGCCGCCUCAAAGCAGGCUGCUGCAGCCUCGGCCCCCGUCCCGGCCCAGCACGGGUUCGGGAUAACGCUGUCGGGGGCGCAGGGGCAGGUGUUCGGGGGAGUGGUGGGGGGAAAGGUGGUGGCAGCGGGCCCGGUGGUUGUUGUGGCGGCGACGUUCCUGAACCCACCAACGCACAGGCUGCCUCCGCCCCAGGAGGAGCGCGAGGGCGGCAGUGGGGCCGACGAAGACGAAGAAGAACAUCAGACGGGGGGAAGAAGCAUUGCGAAGGAGGCGGAGGCGGGUACGGGGCCGGUGAGAUCAUGUGUACUCCAAUUUCGGCACUGCCUCCUAGUUUCUAAUUAGGCUGAGCUAAGGAAGAUAAUUAAUCCAUCAUUAGUUAAUGUUAGCAAAUUACUAAUUGACUGAGGUGAGGUGAUGUGAUCAAUUAAUUAUUGGGAGCUUAUUCAGUUUGUCAUUAGUUAGCUUUGACUUAAAUUAUAUGGAUGAUGAUGAUGCGGGCUAGCUGAUGAGGUUGACUUAUCAUUAUUAUUAUUUUAAUUCUUAUGCUCGUGCUCGUGCUCGUGCAUGCAUGGGAUUGUCUA